Maylandia zebra (zebra mbuna) is the source of this 3031-nucleotide messenger RNA. RefSeq names its product ArfGAP with FG repeats 1b (gene agfg1b). Gene Ontology annotation, biological process: intermediate filament organization; spermatid nucleus differentiation; acrosome assembly. The record is from RefSeq and is a predicted model, not a curated record. Gene Ontology annotation, molecular function: GTPase activator activity. NCBI's taxonomy places the organism in Eukaryota, Metazoa, Chordata, Actinopteri, Cichliformes, Cichlidae. Gene Ontology annotation, cellular component: cytoplasmic vesicle; membrane; cytoplasm.
GGAUGAGGAGCUGCUGGGGCUCACUUUUUUCGCGUGUAGGGGAAGAAGUGUGCCAGUCGGUCCGUAGACCUCUCACAGCAAGGUGUCUCUCAGACCACAGUUACCGCCGUAGUACGCGGCAAGUUUGUCCUGAAGACACCCGUCCUGCCCCGCGUCCCUUGACCAAACUCCUCCCAUCCCUAGGUAAAACAAGCCGUUGUAGUUUUUCGGUCAUGGCGACGAGUGCGAAGCGUAAGCAGGAGGAGACUCAUCUGAAGAUGCUCCGGGAAAUGACUAGCCUGCCCGCGAAUAGGAAAUGCUUCGACUGCGACCAACGCGGCCCGACCUAUGUCAACAUGACAGUGGGCUCCUUCGUCUGUACCACCUGCUCCGGGAUCUUGCGAGGACUGAAUCCCCCACACAGAGUGAAGUCCAUCUCUAUGACCACAUUCACACAGCAGGAAAUCGAGUUCCUACAGAAACACAGCAACGAGGUCUGUAAACACAUCUGGUUGGGCCUCUAUGACGACAGAACAUCAGUCGUUCCAGAUUUCAGAGAACCGCAGAAAGUAAAAGAGUUCCUCCAGGAAAAAUAUGAAAAGAAGAGAUGGUAUGUUCCUCCUGACCAGGCAAGGGUAGUAGCAAAUGUUCAGGCUUCUGUGUCCGGCUCCUCAGCAAGCAGCACUGGCAGCACACCAGAAGUCCAACCCCUCAAAACCCUGCAGCUCAAUAAGACCCCUCUGCGCCAGUCUCCGGGGCUAGCUCGUUCCCAAGCUCAGAGCGCUGCUCAGGAGAAGAAAUUUGACUUGCUCUCAGACCUGGGUGACAUUUUUGCUGCUCCACCCACUCAAACUGCCACCCCUACCAACUUUGCCAACUUUGCACAUUUUCCAAACCAGUCAGCAGCACCUCAGGGUAAUUCAAAUACCAACUUUGCCAACUUUGACGCAUUUGGAAACACUGCAAUUCCAUCCCAUCAGAGCACAUCACCUCCCUCAAAGUCCUUUUCAUCAGGGGGAGGAGUGCCAAUUCCGUCAGUGUCUAGUGCUGCCACUGCCCAGUGUCAGACAGGGAGCCAAAGAGAGGACCGCUAUGCUGCUCUGGCUGAGUUAGACAACGAGCUCAGCUUCUCUGCCUCCACAAGCAGCAAUGUGCAAGGGAACAUAUUUGGACCAGCACUGGGUUCAUCGCCAGCUCAAAACCCGCCUGUGUUACCCAGUAUGCAACCUGGCUUUGGAGCCGUCCCAUCCACAAAUCCUUUCGUUGCUGGAGCCAUUCCUCCAGAAAUGGCCACCAACCCUUUCCAGACCAAUGGCAGAGCUCCAGCUGCAGCCUCGUUUGGUACUGGCUCUAUGAGCAUGCCUGCAGGCUUUGGGAAUGCGUCUUCCUACUGCCUCCCCACCAGUUUCAGCGGAAACUUCCAGCAGCAAUUCCCUGGUCAGGCCCCCAUCCCUUACUCUCAGCCAGGGGCCUAUCACCCUCAGUCUAAUGGCCCUGGAUACCCAGUCUACGGUCAGAACAAGCCCUCGAUCACACCAUUUGGGCAGCCCAUAGCUGUCCCUGGCAUGUCCAAUAACCCAUUUGUGGCAGGAGCACCAGCCGGGCCAUUCCCUUCAGGGGGUUCAUCCACCAACCCUUUCCUGUAGCACAGCUCCUGGUCCUCUCCACCAGAGGGCAGCAUGCAGCACAUAUUCAAGGCACCCGUUCAGUCACAAGUGGCAGUACAUUUCUAAAAAAGACUUACAUUUUUUUUUCUUUAUAAAAAAAGUUUACAACACUAUGAAGGACUGCAAAGGACUUUAUUGAAGACUAAGGGACUGUUAUGAGGGCAAAUGUACUGUUUGAUUAUAUACAUUAUAUGAUUUUAUUUUUUUGUUUAUAACUGUACGCUCUGUGCAUAUCACCAUUUGUAAUCACAAUUAAGUACAUGUAUAUGUAUAACAAGGACUGAAUUAACAAAGGUGAGUAUACAGACACCUUGUGGAAAAAAACAAAAAAAAACCCCACUACACACUAUCUAUGUAGGGUAAGGUAAGGGUAUACAUUUUAAGACUAUUAACAGGGUUCCAUUUAAGUCCAUGAUCUGUACUUGAUGCAGGUGCUUCUUUUUCAAAAGGGAUAUCUCUUUAUUCUAGCUUACUGCUACUAUACUGGCACUAAGGUGUUUCCUUUUAACAUGCAGAUCCAGAGUGCAGUCCGUAAGAAACAAAUGUUGCCUGUAUACCCAGAGCAGCAGCGUCUUUUUAAUUUAAAGUAACAUCUCACACAGGUUAAUGGGGCACAGCAGUGAUCCUACACUAUUAGUCAAAAGUAUGGCCUAAAUUUUAGUUUGAAACUAAGUGCAAGUCUUUAGUUAAUUGGGCCGGCAGACAACUCAAGAUGUUUACAGCUGAAAGGAUAAAAAGACAGGCAUGUCUGCUAGAGCACAAAAGGCCUUUAAUUAAGUACUUCUUGUUUCUGUUACUUUACCUAAUUGAUAAAAUAUUUAGUAUACUCUCGCAACCUCACUACCGCAGGUGGAAUAUGUCAGAGGAGAUGCUUCAGAUAUUAUAUUUUAGGAAUAUUGUAAAGAGAAAAAGAAAGACUGUUAAUGAAAGCUUUGGCGUGUGGGUGUGAUCCAGAAUGGUUACCUCAAAAAACAAAACAGAGUUGUUCACAUGAACAUAGAUGACUUGUCCUAUUGACAGGUUUACCAGAGCCUGCCUAGGCAAACAUAUACAAUAUAUAAAGUAAAAAAAAACAACCCUGUAAGCUAUUCAGCGCACUCCCUCAGUAUCUGUCCUCUUCUUUGCCUUGUUUUUUGAAAAGCUUUUGGAGAGAAGGACAGAAUAAGGAGAUUAAUAAGGAUAUAAGUGACCAAGUUUGCUUUGGAAUGAGGCAAAAGAAAAGAACAUUAAAUCAGGGACUACUACAUUACUGGAUCAUUACUGCGACUCUGGAGGGUCUCAGUUGUACUGCUUAUGACUAACAAUGAAUUUGACAAUGUGUUUCUUGUUUUUACAAGACUAGGUAAGUAUAUGUGUACAUAUAUAAAUAUAUGUAUAAAUAAAUU